Molecule: messenger RNA, 846 nt
Organism: Acomys russatus (golden spiny mouse)
Lineage: Eukaryota; Metazoa; Chordata; Mammalia; Rodentia; Muridae
Product: methionine adenosyltransferase 2 subunit beta-like
Exons: 5
Coding region: 1-705 (234 amino acids)
Biological process (GO): S-adenosylmethionine biosynthetic process
Cellular component (GO): methionine adenosyltransferase complex
Molecular function (GO): methionine adenosyltransferase regulator activity
Source: RefSeq, a predicted model, not a curated record
AUGUCGGCUCAGCCUUGCUUUAAAAGCGACCCAGAAUGGCGCAACUGCGGCGGCACUAAGAUUGCGGGCAUGGUGGGCCAGGAGAAGGAACUCUCCAUCCACUUUGUCCCCAGCAGCUGCCGGCUGGUGGAGGAGGAGAAAAACAUCCCCAGUUGUCGGGUCCCAGUUACAGGCGCCACCGGGCUUCUUGGCAGAGCAGUUUACAAAGAGUUUCAGCAGAGAGCUGCUGUCCUGAGAAUUCCCAUUCUCUAUGGGGAAGUGGAGAAGCUGGAGGAAAAUGCUGUGACUGUUAUGUUCGACAAGGUGCAGUUCAACAACAAGUCAGCGAACAUGGGCCACUGGCAGCAGAGGUUCCCCACACAUGUGAACGAUGUAGCCAGUGUGUGCCGGCAGCUGGCAGAGAAGGGGAUGCUGGAUCCAUCCAUUAAGGGGACCUUUCACUGGUCUGGCAAUGAGCAGAUGACCAAGUACAAAAUGGCGUGUGCAAUUGCAGACGCCUUCAACCUUCCCAGCAGCCACUUGCGACCUAUUACUGACAGCCCUGUCAUAGGAGCACAACACCCCCAAAAUGCUCAGCUCGACUGCUCCAAAUUGGAGACCUUAAGCAUUGGCCAGUGGACGCCAUUUCGAAUUGGAGUCAAGGAGUCACUCUGGCCUUUCCUUAUUGACAAGAGAUGGAGACAGACCCAGACCGUCUUUCAUUAGUUCAUGUGUUGUAUAUUUUUUUAAAUGAAAAGUAUAGUCUGCGGCACUUUUUCAAGAAUAAAGGAAAUAGUUUUGUAUGAGUACUCCUUAAUUAUGACUCAUGAUCUUUCAGGUAAAUGAUGCUGUUGCACUAGGGGAAUG